AUGUCUACUCUCCUGGAAAGCAUCAUGGCCAUCAUCGACCUUUUCCACCAAUAUUCAAAAAAUGAUAAGGAGACUGAAACACUAAGCAAAAAAGAGCUGAAGGAACUUCUGGAAAUGGAGUUUCGGCCAAUCCUGAAGCAUCCAGAUGACCCAGAUACUUCUGAUAUCUUCAUGCAUAUACUCGACAUAGACCACAACCAGAAAAUAGACUUUGCUGAGUUUUUACUGAUGGUGUUCAAGUUGGCACAAGCAUACUAUGAAUCUACCAGAAGACAGAACUCCCAAAAAUCAGGGCCAAAGCAGAAAAAGCACAGACAGCAUUAUCAAGAUGAAGCAGAGGACAUAGAAGAAGAGGAGGAGGAAGAAGAAGGAGAAACAACAACCAGUCUUACAAGAAGAAGUGAUGGAAAACCAAAAAAGGCAAGAUCCAAGAGCCCAAGAGGAAGAGGGAAGACCAGACCUGGAUCUAGCUCUGGAAGUGAAGGAAGAAAACAUCAUUCGUCUCCUUGUACAGGAAGAGAAGGAGGUGGAAAAACACACCAUCAACCAAAUGGGAAACUGAAAAAGAGGCAUAAUUCUACUGAAAGUAGAGGAAGAAAGCACAAGACAGAUGUUAGUCCCUCCAGCAGAAAAGGAAGAAAAGAAGGUGAUUAUGGUUAUAAAAAUACAAGGGGAAUGUGUGCAAGUUGGAGAGAAUUAGGCAAUACAAACUCAUACCACAAAACCGAGAAUGACACAUUUAGUACCACUGAUAUGCAACAAAAAGAUAAAACAAUUAAAAACUCUGAGUCUCAUAAGCAAGAAAUAUCACGUCAAGUACAAAGCUCCAGAAACUCACAGUAUGCCCAAGGACAAUUAUUAUUUGGAUCCCAGACAAGCAGACACAUAGGAUCCAGGGAAAGUCAGGACAGUAAUAGCGAAGAAUAUUCUGCAGAUUCAGACGUAAAAUCCCAGUCUGGUUCCAGAAUCCAACGAGGAUCUGCCAGUGACCAUUCCAGGGAUGGCUCCAGAAACUCUAGGCCUUAUCAACAGGAAAAAGUGACUCAUGGACAUUCUGAAUCCGCCCCUGGAAACUCAGAUUCCAGUAGCAGAAGAACACAGGGAUCUACUCAUGGACAGUCUGGAGACAGCUCUAGAGGAUCAGGCUCUCAAAAUGGAGACACUGCCUCUCAAGGACAGGCUGGAUCUUCCCAUGGGCACUCAAGAUCAAGCCCAAGAGGAACACAAAAAUUCCACAAUGAGGAGACAACAGAGAGCUCCACACAAUCAUGGAAUGGACAUGUACAUGACAAAUCCCCCUACUCAUCAAGGACAAACAAAAACAGGGGGUCCAACAUCAGUGAGAGGAUCGAAAGCGAAGAACAUUCAAGAGACUCAGAGAGACAACACGAAUCCACCAAAGGAAGCUCUGCACCCAGCAAGAGGAACCAACGAGAAUUUGCACAAAGCCACUCAGGGGAAAGGACAAAACACUCAGCUUCAAAUCGAGGGGAAGAGGCUGCACACAGGCAGUCUGAAUCUUCAAAUGGACACCCCAGAUCAACCACAAGACAAAGACCAUGCAGCCAUCAGGAGCAGUCAGGCAACAGAUCCAGGCACUCUGGAACUGGACAUGGACAAACCUCAUCGGCAUCCAGUGACCAUAGAUAUCAGGGAUCCAAUGUAGGUCAGGCCAGUGAUAGUGAAGACCCAGACAGCCCAUCAGUGUCAGCCCAUGAUCACUCUGGGGUAAGACACAGCAACCAACAAGAAACUGCACGUGGCCACUCAGGAGAAAGAUCUAGGCACUCUGGCUCACAUCAAGGGCAGGAGGCCACACACAGGCAGUCUGACUCUCUUCAUGGGCACGCCGGAUCUAGCACAAGAGACAGACAAGGCAGCCAUCACGAGCAGCCAGGAGAAAGAUCCAGGCACUCUGGAACUGGACAUGGACAAACCUCAUCGGCAUACAGUGACAAUAGGCAACAUGGAUCCAACAUCAGUCAGGCAAGUGAUAGUGAAGGACAAUCAGAAGUCUCAAAAGCCCAGUCAGAGUCAGCCCACGGGCACGCCAGGGCAGGUAACAGGAACCAACAAGAAUCUGCACGUGGCCACUCAGGGGAAAGAUCUAGACACUCAGGCUCACAUCAAGGGCAGGAGGCUGCACACAGGCAGUCUGACUCUGUUCAUGGGCACUCCGGAACCAGCACAAGAGAAAGACGAGGGAGCUAUCAUGAGCAGUCAGGAGACAGAUCCAGGCACUCUGGAACUGGACAUGGACAAACCCCAUCGGCAUACACUGACCACAGACAUCAGGGAUCCAAUGUAGGUCAGGCCAGUGAUAGUGAAGUCUCAGACAGCCCAUCAGUGUCAGCCCAUGGUCACUCUGGGGUAAGACACAGGAACCAACAAGAAACUGCACGUGGCCACUCAGGGGAAAGAUCUAGGCACUCUGGCUCACAUCAAGGGCAGGAGGCCGCACACAGGCAAUCUGACUCUGCUCAUGGGUACUCCGGAUUGAGCAGAAGAGAAAGACAAGGCAGCCAUCACGAACAGUCAGGAGACAGAUCCAGGCACUCUGGAACUGGACAUGGACAAACCUCAUCUGCAUCCAGUAAUCGCAGACAUCAGAGAUCUAACAUCAGUCAGGCCACGAAUAGUGAUGACUCAGACAGCCCAUCAGUGACAGCCAAUGGGCAUUCGGGGCACAAGAGACAGACAAGGCAGCCAUCACGAACAGUCAGGAGACAGAUCCAGGCACUCUGGAACUGGACAUGGACAAACCUCAUCUGCAUCCAGUAA
Galeopterus variegatus (Sunda flying lemur) is the source of this 2781-nucleotide messenger RNA. It is a transcript of the gene FLG, whose product is annotated as filaggrin. Lineage: Eukaryota; Metazoa; Chordata; Mammalia; Dermoptera; Cynocephalidae. Gene Ontology annotation, biological process: establishment of skin barrier. Gene Ontology annotation, molecular function: transition metal ion binding; calcium ion binding; structural molecule activity. The transcript has 3 exons. The record is from RefSeq and is a predicted model, not a curated record. Gene Ontology annotation, cellular component: cornified envelope; keratohyalin granule. Bases 1 to 2781 code for a protein of 926 amino acids.